UUGAGCCUCAGCUUCCACAUCUGUAGAAUGGACAUAAUUAAAAUUAUAACAGAGGUUCACUUAGCAAUGCAUUAAAACAAAGUUAUGUCAGACAUUUACACCGCACCUGGCUCUCAAUCAGCAUUAAAAGAAAAAGGUGCUGCUAAUGAGAUGACUGAAGCAAUGCUGGCCUCUAGAUUGCAAACUCGGCGUCAUGUCACAGAAACCACAGACUGGAACUCAUGCAUGGAAUUCAUCAUAUCCGUGGGAGAGUGUCUGAGUCCUGUGCCCUUUGGGUCUUUAGUCUUCAUUUAUAUCAUUCAAGCCAACCUCAUGCUUUCAUUUUCUGGAUCAAAAGAUUAGAAGGCGCAAUGCAGAAAAGGGAUGGAAGACACAAAGAACAGAGAGAGAAAGGGAGGGAGAGAGGAAGAGAUCCAGGGGAAGAGGGCAGGGACAAAAAGAAAACAGAAGAGAAGACAGGUGGGAAAACUACUCCAAGCAGACCAAAGUUUGGAAGAACAUGGAAAUCCAGUGACAUUUAGUAGCAAGGCCUGCGUUGGGAUUUUCUCAUCACAUCCUCUGAUACAGUCAUUUAAUAAUUGGCUGCCUGCUACGCCCAUGUGUCACUGACCAGGAGGCAUUUCCUGCGGUGGCGCUUCAUGACCCAGCGACGUCCGGCCUAGCGAAGCCCCCGUGGUGUCCAGCAUGGCCACGCUGCUCCUGGGCGCGGCGCUGCUGGUGGCACAGCUCCAGCUAGUGCCUUCCCGCCCUGGCGCGCCCUGGGCGGAACCUGGACCACAGGAGCUGGUGUGGAAAGCAGCCACCCUCCAGGAUCAGGCCCUGGAAGGCGCGGCCCCCAAUGGCUCUGCCAGGCAGCUCCCGCAGACCAUCAUCAUCGGUGUGCGCAAGGGCGGCACCCGCGCGCUGCUGGAGAUGCUCAGCCUGCACCCCGACGUGGCGGCCGCCGAGAACGAGGUGCACUUCUUCGACUGGGAGGAGCACUACAGCCAAGGCCUGGGCUGGUACCUCAGCCAGAUGCCCCUCUCCGCCCCCCACCAGCUCACCGUGGAAAAGACCCCCGCGUACUUCACGUCACCCAAAGUGCCUGAGCGGGUCCACGGUAUGAACCCGGCCCUCCGGCUGCUGCUCAUCCUGCGGGACCCUUCGGAGCGCGUGCUGUCAGACUACACGCAGGUGCUGUACAACCACGUGCAGAAGCACAAGCCCUACCCGUCCAUCGAGGAGUUCCUGGUGCGCGAUGGCCGCCUCAACGUGGACUACAAGGCGCUCAACCGUAGCCUCUACCACGUGCACAUGCGCAACUGGCUGCGCUUCUUCCCGCUGCACCGCAUCCACAUUGUGGACGGUGACCGCCUCAUCAGGGACCCUUUCCCUGAGAUCCAGAGGGUGGAGAGGUUCCUGAAGCUGUCCCCGCAGAUCAACGCCUCAAACUUCUACUUUAACAAAACCAAGGGCUUCUACUGCCUGCGGGACAGCGGGCGGGAUCGCUGCUUGCAUGAGUCCAAAGGCCGGGCGCACCCCCAAGUGGACCCCAAACUCCUCCAUAAACUGCACGAAUAUUUCCACGAGCCAAAUAAGAAAUUCUUUGAGCUCGUGGGCAGAACAUUUGACUGGCACUGAUUUGCAAUAAGCUAGGCUCCCAACCUUUCUGAUACUGUAAGUUCCGGUGUACAUCUAGGGUGGGGGAAGGAGUUUUAAAAGGCAUUUAAGCUAUAAUUUAUUUGUAAGAUCCAUAAAUGACUUCUGUACAGUAUUAGAUUCACAAUUGCCAUAUAUACUAGUUAUAUUUUUCUACUUGUUAAAUUGAGGGCAUUUUGUAUUGUUUUUCAUGGUUGUUAACAUUGUGUAAUAUGUCUCUAUAUGAAGGAACUAAAAGAUUUCACUGCAAAAAGAAAUAAUAAUAAAUUCUGGAGACGCUGUCUUCUUUUAAUAUAA
Myotis myotis is the source of this 1935-nucleotide messenger RNA. It is a transcript of the gene HS3ST1, whose product is annotated as heparan sulfate-glucosamine 3-sulfotransferase 1. Gene Ontology annotation, molecular function: [heparan sulfate]-glucosamine 3-sulfotransferase activity. Bases 685 to 1620 code for a protein of 311 amino acids. Lineage: Eukaryota; Metazoa; Chordata; Mammalia; Chiroptera; Vespertilionidae. The transcript has 2 exons. The record is from RefSeq and is a predicted model, not a curated record.